AUGAAGCGGGUGGACGUCUCUAAGAAGAAGCCCACACCGCGGCCCAUCAGCCGCCUGCCACCGCCCAAAGGCGUCAAGUCGAAGAAGGCAGUGGCGGCGGCGAUGGCCGCAGCGGUAGCAGCCCGGGAGAAGGCCGACGCCGAGGCGGCGGCCCGCCCCUCCGAGCACAUGUGCCUGAUUCGGGUGCACAACGCCUCGCGGAAGAUCAGCACCAUGGUCUCGCCGAAGGACGUCAACAAGUUCCAGCAGGCCUACUCCAACCUCCUCCGUGGCAACCUCUACGGCCUGAAGAAGAAGGAGAAGAAGAAGGGCCCGGCGAAUAAAAAGUCCAAGGCGACGCACGGCUGA
Messenger RNA from Rhagoletis zephyria (snowberry fruit fly), 348 nucleotides. Lineage: Eukaryota; Metazoa; Arthropoda; Insecta; Diptera; Tephritidae. The record is from RefSeq and is a predicted model, not a curated record.